UCGAAGUCGUGUAUGUGUCUUCGAGAAACCCGGCCCGCUAAAAGCCUCACCCAUCUCCGUGCAUCAGUCUCGUUACCUGCCCAGCUGCUACGCCAAGAUUGUUUUUUUUGUUUUCUGUCUUUUCCUUUCUGGACUGUUGUUUUCUUCGUCGUCUCAUCAUGACGAGAUCCGGUGUCCAUUGCUUCUCCCUCGCUGUUCUCUGUCUCCUGAAGAUAGCCCUUGCCGCACCGGCGCCGGAGCGGUAUUUUGGAUUCGACCAGUCGGCAAUGAGAGUUUUUCGUCGAGGAGAAGCUCCUGUUAAGACUACCAGUUCAUCAAGUGCCACAGAAAUGGAGUGCCCUUAUGACGUCAUCAGCCAACCAGGCGAGUAUUUCGUCCAAUCAUCUGAGGCGAUGAUGUGCACGUGGCUAUUCCUGACUGGGCCAAGCGCUGUGGUCGAAUUAGAAAUCACGGAGCUGGACUACCCAUGCGCAGAAGAUUCAUUCGUUGAGUUUUUCGAUGGAGUCGCCCUGCAGCUUGGUGUGUUCCCGACCGAAGCUGGCCACGACUUGCCGGUUCAAGAGAGGGUCAAUAUGGUGUGCAACACCGGCAGCCGUGUGCUCUUGUCUUCUCAGAACGUUGCCAUGCUAACGUACCAGUCACCAGCCAAUGGCGGGGCAUUCCGGUUGAUAUUCAAACACAAGACCAUCCAAGCCCCUUGCAACAUCUUCAGCCCGGAUUCCUCGGGGGCUUUCACACUAAGCAACUUCAAUAAGCAGAAGAACUGCUCCUUCGCAACCAUCUACCCUGGCUACAUCAACGUGCUGCACAUGGCCGUAGGGAGAGAGACCAACGAGGCCAGACUUAAGUGCAAGGGUAUGACCGACAUGGUUCAGUUCGCUGAGGGGAACUCCCUUGAGUUGAGCAAGAUGAACAUCGAGCAGAGGAUGUGCGGCCGCACCGGGGGAAAAUCGCCAACUGGCCCCGAGGGUGCUGUCCCCUCGCCCGCUGAUGCGCUCCACGGACGGGACGGUACAGCCGCGUCACUGGUCUACAAAAAGAGGGCCCAGUGCACAUCAGGCAUCACCAUCCCACUCAUGUGCCAGAUGUCGGUGGUCAGGCUGGUGUCCAGCGGCCAGCACGAUAACUCAAUCACCUUCACGUUUACGCGGGAGACCGGCGAGAAGAAUGAGUGCGUUUCCUUCUAAAGCAUCUGGAGCAGGGAAAAGCUCGUUGGUGAUCACAUGAUUGGAGAACAUUGUACGUCACUUCACCGAGGGAUAAUUGUCCAGUCAUGUACUCCGCUUCUCAUUCUGCCCAUCGCUGCUUGUGGUAAAACAUUCCAGGGCGUGUAAUGUUAAUUGUCGUUUACAGGAAAAGGCACAGUUUCUUUCAUAUUAUAGAAAAAGGCAAUCGUUCAAUAUUUUGAUUGAGGCAUUAUUGGUGACGAAACUCGCUGUACAUACUACAGUAUAGCUGUGCAUGUUCAAAUCCUAGCGUAAUUUAUUGAAAAAGAAGAUAACAGUACUGUCAAUUUUGGAUCCAACUAUUGGAAGUCGACUCCACAACCGUCUACCGAAAUGGGAACAAAUAGAAAACCUUUUAUUUUGGUUAUCUUUAUGAGAUUGUAAUUUUUGAGUUUACUUUAAAUAAAAUUAUUGUACUGUUGAUAUCACCAUUAACAAGUAAAUAUCUGAUUUCAGGUUGUAGCCUUAAAAGUUUGCUAUUAAUUUUCCAAAAUUGGAUUUAUGUUUUUAAAAGAAUAUACUGUAAAUACGAAUACUUACUAAUAGUGGCAAGCAAGUAUGUGAAAUUAUAAUGAAAAUAAUGAGUGUAAAGCAUUUUAAAGAAUAUCACAACGAGUAGCACGUCGCCAUCUUUGUUAGUAACCCUUAGAUUGACAACUUUAUAGUUAUAUCAAUUUCGUUUUUAUUUGAUUUCUAGUUACACAAAAAAAGCUUCUUUACGAAACACGGACUUGUCCGAUGCCAUGCUAAAUGAAACCCCUAAAUACCUUGUAAAUACAUACCUGAAUUAGACAAAAGAAAAAGUAUAUUUUUUUUGCUUUAAAUAUACAAGUAGCAUUGUGUUUAGGCUCAAUAGACUGUUUGCACUGCAGCCAUCUUUGAUGUGUGCACUGCAAAAACUGUAGUGUUAAUUUAACACCAUUCGGUAUCUAUA
Molecule: messenger RNA, 2160 nt
Organism: Patiria miniata (bat star)
Lineage: Eukaryota; Metazoa; Echinodermata; Asteroidea; Valvatida; Asterinidae
Product: corticotropin-releasing factor-binding protein-like
Exons: 8
Coding region: 159-1187 (342 amino acids)
Biological process (GO): hormone-mediated signaling pathway; negative regulation of corticotropin secretion; negative regulation of corticotropin-releasing hormone receptor activity
Molecular function (GO): corticotropin-releasing hormone binding
Source: RefSeq, a predicted model, not a curated record